AUUGUUUACUUUCAUCGUGUUCCGCCCCCGGUUCCGCCGUCAAAUUAGGCCAGGAGUUAAAAGGCGCGGUUCGUGACUAUAGAAAUUGAUAUUGCACAAAUAAGAGCAGAAGCUGAUAAUCGAUGUGCAGUUCUGGUUUACCUAUAGUUCCAUGUGUUUUACUUGCGAAAAUGUAUGCAUACAUAUGUAAUCCCAUGUUUCCAAUUUUCCUCAAAGAUACAUAAUAAUAAUAAUAAUGAUAAUAUGGGUUAUUUAUAUGCGCUAUACACAAAAAGUAUCACAGCGCUUACAAUUGUCAGAAAUAAAAUAUAAAUCUUAAGUCACAAAAAAGUAUAGAAUUGUAUACAUUAAAUUGCAUCAGCUACAGGUGUUCUCAACUACGCCAGAUGAGGCCUGGUGGCCCUUUGCUUGCUGCUUCGUUCACCAACAAUUUAAGGGACAAGCCCGGUCAGCACAUCAUUCACAGAAGCUCUAGUAUAGCACUUGAGGCCACCAGGCCCCAGAUGGGUUAGCCAAGUCAAACCAAACAGUGAUAGCAAAAAUCAUCAAAACAAAUACAAAGAUAUGACUUGAGUUGUCGUUUGAAAGAUGAUAUGGUCGGUACGUGUUGUUCGGAUGGUAUAGAGGGGAGUGUAUUUCAAAGUCUAGAUCCAGCUAUACUAAAACAUUUUUUCUGCUAUGGAGAGGUUUGUUCUCGGAAUAACAAGUUUGGUGGUAUCAUUCAGGGAACGUAGAUUACGAGCAGGUGUGUAAUGAGCAGUUGUGUUUACAAGAUAUGAAGGACCGGUACUGUUAACCAAUUUAUAAAUGUACAGCCCAUGUACAGACAAAGUUUGAACAUGACACGUUAAGAAAAAGGGAGCCAAUGGAGUUCCCUAAUCAAAGGAGACGUAUGUACAUUGCGACCAACUGAAAACACUAAACGUGCGGCACGAUUUUGAACACUGAAGUUUUUUCUGAUCUUUAACACAAAGAACUGAAAAGAGACUAUUAGAAUAGUCAAGUCGAGAAAGUAUAAGUGCCCUAACUGCAUGAUGGCAAGUUUUUUCAUUGAUGAAUCUUCUAAUGCGCCACAGAUUACAGCAUGCCUGAGAGGAACCUGACCUUAAGCCAAGCUGUCAUCAUGGCCUCUGGAUCCAUAUGCAUCUAUGAGAUCUUGAGACGAGUUGCGUCAUGGGUAUCAUGGUGGACGACGCCAGAUGAGCAGGAGAAGGUCGAUGAUGCCGUCCAUGGCAGCGGUGCUUUGCCGGAAUUUGGAGAAAGCCUGCGAGCUCGAGAAUAUUCCUUCCCCGCUGGUACACAUACAGUGAAUAAUGGCGCGUAUGGCUGCGUCCCGCAGAGAGUUCUCCGUAAGCAAAAAAGACUGAUGGAUGAACGAGAGACCAAUCCUGAAAUGUGGUACCGUUAUCUCAGUCCAGCUAUGUACAAAGAUGCCGUCAAGAAUGUUGCAGAGUUCGUGGGAGCAAAACCUGAAAACCUGGUAUUGGUUGAAAAUAUUACAACUGCAACAAACGCCAUCGUAAAAUCUUUCAGGUUCAGAGCUGGUGACCAGAUCUUAGUGACGAAUCAUACAUUUAGGGCUGUGUUGACGACACUGGACUACUGGGUUACCACUCUCAAUCAACUUGGCCGAGAUAUCAGCAUUGUGCCUAUCAAGAUUCCAGUGCAGACGACAGCCAAGGAGAUCAUCGAACUCUAUUCCCGUGCCCUCGAUGAGAACCCCGGUAUCAAGGUAGCUAUGAUUGACCACAUCACAUCUUUCUCAGCGAUUGUGAUGCCGAUCAAGGAACUGGUUGACCUGUGCCACAGCCAUGGAGUGAUAGUUGCAAUCGAUGGUGCGCAUGCGCCAGGACAGAUCCCGCUUCGGUUAGAAGACAUCGGGGCUGACUUUUACUACGGCAACCUGCACAAAUGGCUUUUUUCACCUCGCGGAUGUGCCUUGCUCUACGUCCAUCCCAAACAUCAGCGUUGGAUCCGGACCCCUGUCUCCUCUUACAACACGCUAGAGGAGAAUCUUCAAGAACGCUUCCAGGACAACGGAACCAGGGAUUCGAUCCCUUACUACACUGUUAAACAUUGCAUCAACUUCCUGAAUUACCUUGGCGGCUUGGAACGGGUGACGGCCUACAAUUCUGAGCUUGUCCAAUGGGCAGCUGAAAUGUUGUCCAAAGCUUGGGGCACAACCUGGAUUGAACUCGAGGAAAACCUGAGGGCGCCCUUCAUGCGGCUCAUUGUUCUCCCGCAAACUAAGAAACUAUUAACUUUUAAGACCCAUCGAGAACUGGCUUAUGAGGUUUUGAAACAGCAUGGCAUUGUUAUUGCUAUAACCGGCGAUGGCAAAAACACAUACCUACGUAUCAGCGCUCAAGUAUAUAACUACAAAGAGGAAUAUCACGCACUGCGUGAUGCAAUUAGUGAUAUUCUUGAUAUAUAGAUUCUUGAUAUAUAGAUUCUUGAUAUAUAGAUGUCAUGUUCGUUACUUUUAGUGGAAUUUUUUUGUGUGUGAUCACUCUUGUAGAGAAGUGGUCUCUCGACGUGGACAGUGUUUCCUAAAGCUGUUCGUAAGUUACGAGCGACUUAACGAACGACUGGUGAUCCUUUCUAAAAAAAUAUAUAUGUAAAAAAAUACAUCAACACCAAUAAAAAUCUGGUGUUGAUCAGUUACCACAAAAAAGGAUCAGCAGUCGGCGUUCGUAAAGUGGCUCGUAACUUUCGAACGGCUUUGUGAAACACCCACCGGGUUUGAGGCCAAAUCAGUGCACGAGGGCAUUCAUCUUCUUGAGUCCCUUGGAGAUGUUUUGAAGCAGUUGGUCCUCUAGUCGAUAUUAAUACUGAGAAGUAUCCACGCUUUCUUGGCAAUCAGAAAAACCACCAUUACCAACAACAACCCCAAUUAAUGGCUAUAACACUUAUAUAUUAAUCAACAUUGAGUAAAGUCAAUGUCGGUGCAACUCCCUAGCAUCAGGGCCAAGAAUUUAACAAUACUUUAUUAAAGGGGUUAGUCCGGGCUGAAGAUUAUGUAAUAUGAACAGACAGAGAUUAUAGUUAUAUGCAUAUCGUCAUUAUGCAAUGAGCAAGCUGAUGAUGUGAUAUCCCCAUUUUUCUUUUUGUAUUUUAUGAUUAGAAAUUAUGUUCAAUUUUAUCCAAAAAAGUAUUUAAAAAAUAGAAUUGAAAACUGACUGUGUAAGAUAAUCAUUGCUUAAUAGAAUUGUGUCACGAAAAAAAUAAAUACUGCGGUGCUAAAGCCAGUGUAAUAAUACCCAAGUCCUUUAAUUUGCAAGCGCAUAGGGACGUUAUAUCUAAGGGUUGCAUCUAAUGUGAUAUGCGCUGUAUACAAAAUCUGUGCUAUUAUUAUUAGUAUUAGUAGCAGUAUUAGUAUUAGUAUUAGUAGUAGUAGUAGUAGUAGUAAUAAUAGUAGUAGUAUAGUUGUUGUUGUUGUAGUAGUAGUAUAAUUAUUAUUAUCAUUAUUGCUGAAAGUUAUUGUAUUACGAGAGAAAAUAUUUUUUUUACUCACACGUACAUGAAUUCAUAUGAUACGUACAUGCCAGUAGCGUACAGAUGGGGGAGCUUUGAGGCGCUUGCCCCCUUCCCCCCCAAAAAAAAUCACGACCAAGGGAAAAAAAAGGGUAAAGGAAAGAGAGAAUGGUGAAAUAUGAUAUUAUUUUCUGAAUAUUAUGUCAAAAUUUAUCACAAAAUUAGAUUUUUGUAAUAAAAAUGUCAAAAAAUUUUGCCCGAUACGCCAUAUCUGGCCUCUUCAAAAUUUGGGCUCAUUACACCACUGUUGUGAUUGUAUGCUAUGUGUUUGUUUCUUUGGAUUUGUAAAUUUGUAUUUGUAUUCAUCAAUAAAUGCAUGAACAAAGAAAUAAAAGUGAGAUUGUCAUAGAUAGACUUUGACACCGGCGGGAAUAGAUCGGUUUUCUGCAUUAGCCAUAUCAACGAAACCGACAGCACCAUAAACGUUCAUAUUCAAUUUAACCCUUCGGUAUCUGUUGUAAAAAAGAAAAUACAAAACACUUUUAUUAUCAAAUUCAUAGAUUUCUUUCUGGCUCUCUCUUUCCAUCCCAUCCGGUUUCGUUUUUGGAGUAGGUUAUUUUUUUUUUCUUGGGAGGGGGGGGGGCUGUAACCAUGAUUUUGUGUUUCAGUUCUUUUUUUGUAAUGGGUUGGUCUAAUCACUUUUUUGGCCAUUUCCCUCCUUAUUUUCUUUAACUUAUUUGAUGUACAUUGCUAUUCAUUGUCUGUUUUAUGUAUUUUAUCUGAUCUCUUGAGGAGAAAUAAACCAAACUUGAAACCAUAAACGUUUCGACCAAAUAGGCCAUAGGGGGAGUUUUCUCAACCACAACGCUUUCUGGAACGUAGAGAAUCUAUUGUCAAAAGCCUUUCAUGACAAAGCAGUCUUUGUCAAAAAAGGUGAAUCAAAACAGCAGUGUCGUCUUGGACGGUGGAAAAACGACAUAUUUGCCAUUAUUUGUCCGGUCCGAAUACUGGUCCACCAACAUUCGACAAUGACCUCUAUACUAAUCUGUCCAUUCUGAUUUGACUUGCAUUUCCAAUAGAUUCACCACGUUGCAGUGUCCUUCCCGGUUGCAAUUGCAAAGAAUUCAUAUAUAUUAUGACAUGUAAAUAAUAAACAUCCCAUCAAAGGGAUCCGGACCCCUUGUGAACAAUGUAA
Lytechinus pictus (painted urchin) is the source of this 4669-nucleotide messenger RNA. RefSeq lists its product as uncharacterized. Lineage: Eukaryota; Metazoa; Echinodermata; Echinoidea; Temnopleuroida; Toxopneustidae. The transcript is spliced from 7 exons. Bases 1085 to 2434 code for a protein of 449 amino acids. The record is from RefSeq and is a predicted model, not a curated record.